AUGCCAUUUGUACUCCAGGAGAGAGAGUUGCUGUUUAUUUUGGUUGGCACUCUGGCAACUCUGGCACUCGUGGUCCUCAUUCAGGCUUUUACCCAUGUAGUCUGUCGGGUUGGUGCGAAGCUGAGCUGCAUCCAAUGGCAUUACAUGGGCUUUCUGUGCCUUACUAUUUUCUUGAUUGUCUCCCUGCAUACGGGGCUGACCCUCUAUAUUCUUACCGUGGCGGUGGGAGUUGCUGUGGUUAAUGGCGCCUCGUCAUGGAGGAGAGGAUUUGCGGCAUUUUUGUUGUGUUUUGCCUUCAUGGGCAUGUGCGUGCCGCAAUUCAGUGGACACGUGCACCUGGAGAUCCCAUCGGACUCCGCGACUUGGGUUUCACGGUACUACGGACAGGUGGCGGUGUGGCCUUCCCACGGAAACGCCGGACCUCAUCAUCUCUUUGUUGUAUAUGAUGGAGUGAGCAUAACGCAGGUGCCAUGCAAAAAGCAAAAUACGGAACUGACGGUUUAUGAGGUUAAAAAUGGUUUAAAAAGUCUGAAAAAGUCUUUUGUCUCUCUUGGAGACCAUACACGCAUCUACGCCUUGGAAGGCUGCGUGGAGAAUGUUUCAGUUGUUAGGCGGACGAUGCAUUAUAUCACUUUGCUUGGGUCGGAUGGACGGAUGGAGGGCAUCACAAUACGAUGCAAAAUACCCACGCAUGUCGGAAGCAAUGUGGAUGACUUUAGUGUUCGUUGCCUAAACUUGGCGUCGGAUGUUCUUCUUGUGAAUGUAGAUCUUGAGCUGUAUGACGGCAACGGUCGUCUUAUGUCCUCAGGACGUAUUCAUCGUGCCGAUGGUUGUAUGGAUUUCCUUGGGCAGUUGCGUCAGAUAAAUUGGUUUUUUUCCAGUGAUACUGAAUCCCUCUUAAUGUGCUUUCCAAAACUGGGCGGACACGACAUGUUGCGACUACUGGGAGACCGUAGUGUUGCUCCGCCCUUUUUGAAAGGACAGGUGCCGUAUUCUCUUAGAUGGCUCUGGCAAAUGCCUAAGGUUCUUCAGAGCAUGCAUGGACACUUGGCCUAUGUUGUGGAGUAUGUCUUGAUUCCCAGCAGUGUAGUAUUGGGUGCUAAGCUUUCAGACCUAUUUGUCGCUGCCCGAAGUGCAUUUUUUUGCGCCGUAAAGAAAGCAACUCCGUAUUUUAUGGCCAGGCUAAAGGAUUUGGAAGUCCUGACGACCGGAGUUUACUGUUCCGCAAGAAAUUCCUCUCAUGUAUCUUUCUGCGAAGUGUCCAACCAGAAAUAUGCCGAAGAUGGACGGUAUUUGUUGGGUGCUCGAAUUGGGGGCGGUUCCUACAAAUUUUUUCUUUGGGCAUUAGAUGCGUUGGAUUUUGUGCCUGGUCUGUGGGAGGCGUACAAUUGGGCCCUGCAGAUGGAGUGGCGGCUCACGGUGCACUGCGUAAAGGGUCUGGGGACGGGUGCUAUUUUACUAUAUAGGGAGGCUGCCCAACCUGUUUGGCGCAUCAUGAAUUAUGCGGCGCGUUCCUUCGCCACCCUUGUGGGUGACCUGGCUCCAUUGCUCUCGGAUUUGCUCCAUCUCUCGGAUUUCAAGAGUUUCCUUCGAAAAAGUGUGCUAUUUUUAUGGCAUUUGGAACUUCAUUUGCUCGCUGCGGAGUCAAAGUUGAUUUGGCAGCUGCUUUGUUACUUUGUUACGUGUAUGAAUAUGCCCUUGGGACUUGGGUUCAAUAUGGCCCGUGAUGCACUUGGCUGGGUGCGGUACGCGUUGGGGCUUUACACCACCACGACGCUCUCUGCUCAUGUCUUUGUUGCAGUGAUCCAGACAGCCUUCAUUUUGAUUGCCUUGCGUAAUGAACUACGCAACAUCGCCACACGUGAACGUGAGAAAUAUCCUUCCUUUGUGCGGCGGUAUACCGGUGGGGGUUUUGUGAUUAUGUUGCUGGCCUUUACAAGAGUGCAUUCGAUGCUCACAAUUCGAUACGUUGGGGCACACUUCAUGGUGCUGCUCAUGCUCAUUGGACUCUCCACGCUUCCUUUCUUUGUCAAGCCGUACAAUCUGGCCCUGUGUGUGGGCUUUCCAUGCGUUUCCUCGCACACGUGUCUGGCGUUUUUUAGAAAAAAUCCGGAGCGGAAGCAUGUGAUUUCUCUAUCGGUAGUCAAGGGACUGUUUGUCAUUGUGAUUGAUCGUACAAUAGGCAAAUUUGUCGCGCAAAUCCUGCGGGAGAUGUUUUUUUUUUCCAUUGGUGCGUUACUCCUCCUUGGCUUUUUUUCAGCAUGGCAAAGGGGGAUUCACAUUCGCCUCGCAAAAUUGUGCCGGCGUUUACGGUCCGACGAUACGAGACGUGACGGUCGCCUCUGA
Messenger RNA from Trypanosoma cruzi, 2346 nucleotides. RefSeq lists its product as uncharacterized. NCBI's taxonomy places the organism in Eukaryota, Euglenozoa, Kinetoplastea, Trypanosomatida, Trypanosomatidae. The record is from RefSeq and is a predicted model, not a curated record. The coding region runs from base 1 to 2346 and encodes 781 amino acids. The transcript has a single exon.